UACAGACACAGAAGACUCAUACAGGAGAUAAGCAGCGUCUCAUUUACCGAUUGUGGAUUUAGCGUUUAUUCAACCAGAUACAUCAUCCCUUCAAGAACAUCGUGAAGCAGUUUUUCCAGUCAGAGCUCUUCGGGACACACCAGCUGAGCUGCUGGGAUGACGGACGUUAAAGGAAACAACUCGAGUGUAGCACGAAGCUCCCACAGGAAAAGGGUCCAGCACAAGAGACCGGACUCCCCUGAACUCAGCUCUGUGUCAUUGAAGAGUAAUCGAUCUAUGCAUCAUCCUAUUGCUUUCAAAGACGGACCCACUCUACUGAAAAGGGGAAGGAUUUCAGGCUGAUUUGUCAUGUGCUGAAAGGAUUUGCUUCUCAGAGCUCAGGUGACAUCACGGUCUAGUCUGGUUAUGCUGGUUUUUGCACAUUCAUUUGCACAUUCCUGGCAUCCUGAAGUGACGGCGUCCUCUCUUACCUGAACCCUUUCACCUGCUGAGAAUGUUUGUGUUGGUCCAUUCUGCCAAACCAAAUGACAAAAAAAGAACCAAAAGUUUCAGGUGUGGUUAAACUUGUAAUAACUGUUGUUGCCACUUGGGGGAGGCAGAAACAAGUUGUAAACACAACACUGACCUGAGAGAACAGUUGGUUAUUUAUACAAUCAGCAGAUAUGAAGUACUAGAAUUCAUUCAGAGCUGUGUUUCUGUUCUUCAGAUGAAUCUAAGUCUAAUAUUUACUCUCAUUUAAAUUUAUUAUGUCUUCACCCGCUCCUGAGAAAAACAUCUGGCUCUUCAGUGGCUGAUGUUCCUCUUCUUCACCAGCUGGUCUCUGACUGUGUCUGUCUGCUGUGUUGAAUCGAUAGUGUAAAGUGGCUUCAUCAGACCUAGCGUGCUAACAAAAGCUGCUGGAAGCACCGAAACAAUCAGCUGAAAGAUGCUCAAAGGCUCGGUAGAUCUGAGACGAACUGCAGAAUCUGAUGAUCAUUUUCAAUGAGUUUGUCAUGAUGAUCCAUUGCAAGACAUCAUGUGACCCAUUGUUAACAUGAAAAUAUUGAUUCUAGCUGCUUUAAGGUUAUGGCAAAUGAACUUUACUGUAAAGGUAUGAUGCCUGUUGGGUAACUGAGAGUGUCAAUCGACAGGAUGCAAACUCUGGUCUUCUCCAUUAAAGUUGGAUGUGUUUUUCAGCGCUCCACCACCACGACCUCCACACCCUGACUUUCUGGCUUGCUCCAUGAGAUUGUGCAUGUUCAUUCUGUCUCUCUCAGGAUCCAUCAGGAGAGACCAAAAUCCUGUGAACCCAGCUUUGUGUUCAUGAACUGUGACCAGUCACAGUCUGAACCUCUCACAUUCAAAGAUGGACGCCCUCCUUCUGGACAGAGGAACCUUCAGGACAAGAAGCAUCAACCAGACCUGGACUCCAUAUUUAGUGUAUGUGAAUGAAAACACACCUUUCCUAAAACCAAAGGAAAACAGCCGGUCUGCUCCGAGCCUUCAUGCAGCACUGUUUAAUGAGUGGCAUUACUUGGAUGUUGCAUUUUUGUCUUUGAAGUCAGUGUUUAAUUUGUAUACCUUCCCCUUCCAGUUGCUUGAGGAGAGCAUUGUCACCUUUGUGAGGAAGGAGCUGAAGAUGAUUCAGAGGGCUUUGAGUCCAGAUUACCCAGAAUGCUUCGAGGUUAAUAGGGAGGAUGAGGAGGUGGGAGAAAGUAAGGCCGAAAAGCAGAAGAGGAACAGCAGAGCGGCGUUUCUGAAGAUCGCGCUGCACUUCAUGAGGGGCAUGAAGCAGGAGGAGCUGGCCGAUUCUCUGCAGAGCAAAAUUCAAGCCGUCAUCUGCCAGCGAAAACUCAAGUCUAAUCUGAAGAAGAAGUUUCAGUGUGCGUUUGAGGCGAUCGCUAAAGCGGGAAACCCGGCCCCUCUGAACCAGAUCUACACAGAGCUCUCCAUCACAGAGGGGGGGACUGCAGAGGCCAGCGAUGAACAUGAGUUCAGACAGAUUGAAACAGCAUCCAGGAAAACAGCCACACCAGAAGAAACAAUCAGAUGUGAAGACAUCUUUAAACCCUCACCUGGAAGAAGUCAACCAAUCAGAACAGUGAUGACCAAGGGAGUGGCCGGCAUUGGGAAAACAGUCUUAACACAGAAGUUCACUCUGGACUGGGCUGAAGACAAAGCUAACCAGGACGUACAUUUCACGUUUCCCUUCACUUUCCGAGAGCUGAAUGUGCUGAAGGGGAAGAAGUAUAGCUUGAUGAAACUUCUUCAUCACUUCUUCACUGAAACCAAGGAAGUAGGAGCCUACAGCUAUGACAAGCCCCAGGUUGUGUUCAUCUUUGACGGUCUGGAUGAGUGUCGGCUUCCUCUGGACUUCCACCACAACAAAACCCUGACUGAUGUCACAAAGUCAACUUCACUGGAUGUGCUGCUGACAAACCUCAUCGGGGGGAAACUGCUUCCCUCUGCUCGCAUCUGGAUAACCACACGACCUGCGGCAGCCAAUCAGAUCCCUCCUGAGUGUGUCGACAUGGUGACAGAGGUCAGAGGGUUCACUGACCGACAGAAGGAAGAGUACUUCAAGAAGAGAUUCAAAGAUGUGGAGCAGGCCAGCAGAAUCAUGUCCCAUAUGGAGACAACACGAAGCCUCCAGAUCAUGUGCCACAUCCCGGUCUUCUGCUGGAUCACUGCGACAGUUCUGGAUGAUCUGUUGAAGACCAGAGAGGGAGGAGAGCUGCCCAAGACCCUGACUGAGAUGUACAUCAACUUCCUGUCGGUUCAGUCCAAACUGAAGACUGUCAAGUAUGAUGGAAGAGCUGAGACGGAUCCACAGUGGACUCCAGAGACCAUGGAGAUGAUCGUGUCUCUGGGGAAACUGGCUUUUGAACAGCUACUGAAAGGAAACCUGAUCUUCUAUGAAUCCGACCUGGCAGAGUGUGGCAUCGAUAUCAGAGCGGCCUCAGUGUACUCACGAGUGUUCACACAGAUCUUUAAAGAGGAGAGGGGACUGUACCAGGACAAGGUGUUCUGCUUCGUCCACCUGAGUGUGCAGGAGUUUCUGGCUGCUCUUCAUGUCCAUCUGACUUUCGUCAACUAUGGUGUCGAUCUGUUUUCUCAGGUGCAAUCAAAGUCCAAGUGGUCUGAACUAUUCAUGGAUAGAUGCACAAACCUCUACCAGAAUGCUGUGGACAAGGCCUUGCAGAGUCCAAAUGGACACUUGGACCUCUUCCUCCGCUUCCUGCUGGGUCUCUCACUAGAAACCAAUCAGGUUCUUCUACAAGGUCUGCCAAAACAUAAAGGAAGCAACUCGCACGCCAACCAGAAAACAGUCCAGUACAUCAAGAAGAUGAUGAGGAAGAAUCUCUCUCCACAGAGAAGCAUCAAUCUGUUCCACUGCCUGAAUGAGCUGAAGGACCAUUCUUUGCUGGAGGAGAUCCAACCGUACCUGGCUUCAGGCCGUCGCCUCACAGACAAUCUCUCUCCUGCUCAUUGGUCAGCUCUGGUCUUCAUCCUACUGUCAUCAGAAAAAGAUCUGGGUGUGUUUGACCUGAAGAAAUAUUCUCCUUCAGAGGAGGGCUUUCUAAGACUGCUGCCAGUGGUCAGAUCCUCCCACAAAUCUCUGCUGAGUGGCUGUAACCUGUCAGAGAGAAGCUGUGCCGUCCUGGGAACAGUUUUCAGCUCCCAGUCCUGCAGUUUGACGGAGCUAGACCUGAGUAACAAUGACCUGCAGGAUUCAGGAGUGAUGUUGCUCUGCCCUGGACUGGAGAGUUCAAACUGUAGACUGGAAGCCCUAAGGUUGAAUCAAAGCAGCCUCACAGAGAAAUGCUGUCAGAAGCUGUCAUCAGUCCUCAGCUCAGAGUUCUCUAGUCUGAGAAAACUGUACCUGAAUUACAACAACCUGCAGGAUUCAGGAGUGAAGCUGCUGUCUGCUGGACUGGGCAGUCCACUCUGUAAACUGGAAAGUCUCGGGCUGAUUGACUGCAAUCUGUCAGAGAGAAGCUGUGGAUUUCUGGCUUCAGUUCUCAGCUCUGGGUCCUCCAGUCUGAGAGAGCUGGACCUGAGUAUCAACCAUCUGGGGGAUUCAGGAGUGAGGCUAAUCUCUCCUGGACUUCAGAGUCCACACUGUAAACUGGAAACUCUCAGGCUGAGUUGCUGUGGUUUGUCAGAGAAAAGCUGUGGAGCUCUGGCUUCAGUCCUCAGAUCUAAAUCCUCUCGGCUGAGAGUGCUGGAUCCAAGUAACAACGACCUGCAAGAUUCAGGAGUCAUGCAGCUCUGUGCUGAGCUGGGACGUCCUCACUGUCGGCUGAAAACUCUCAGUCUCUCGGGCUGUCAGGUUACAGAAGUCGGCUGUGCUUCUCUUGCUUCGGCUCUGAGCACCAACCCCUUCUACCUCAGAGAGCUGGACCUGAGCUACAACCAUCUGGGAGACUCAGGAGUGAUGCUGCUGUCUGCUGGACUGGAGGACCAACUCUGCAGACUGAAGACUCUCAGGGUGGACAACGGAGGAGCCCACAGGCUGAAACCACAUUUGAGGAAGUAUGCCUGUUAUCUCACACUGGACCCAAAUACGGCCCAUAUCAACCUCGUUCUGUCUGAAGACAACAGGAAGGUGCUGGGGGCGAGAUUCUCAGCGCAGCAGCAACAGUUCUGGAGUCACGUGCUGUGUCGAAACGCCCUGACCGGUCGCUGCUACUGGGAGGUCGAGUGGAGACAGUUGGUGUCUAUGGGGGUAACUUACAAAGGAAUGAAAAGAAAUGCGAAGGAUGUCGCCUACUGGCUUGGCGGGAGUGACAAGUCCUGGAUGCUGGUCUGCUCUGAAUGCAAAUACUCCGUCUGGCACAACAACAGAGGAGCAGAGAUAGAAGUUUCUCCGGCUGUCUCUCACAGAGUCGGAGUGUACGUGGACUGGCCUGCUGGCAUCCUGUCCUUCUACGCAGUGUCCUCUGACACACUGAUCCACCUCCACACCUUCCACUGCUCAUUCACCGAGCCCGUCUACCCGGCCUUCAGGCUCUGGUUCACAGCUGAGGUGUUUGGGUGCUCGGCAUCUUUGUGUGAGCUGUAGGAAAGAGAGUUAGCUCUGGUGCUAGCCAACAGCUGCUAGCACGCUUUUUCAAUCUGUGCACAGCAUGAACGUCCGAUGGAAAAUAUGUCAGGAUAUUUUUUUCCUUGGCAUUUAUUUUUCGUUUAUCGCUAUGGUAACGCUGGGUGCUCCGGAUAGACCAUCUGCUUCCAGCCGGUCUCAUAGUCUGACCGAUCACAAAAUGACUUGACUAAAGUUCCUCCAAACUGGAGUUGUUCAUCAGAGGAAAAUAUAAUUUUCCUGUGCUGUUCAUUUUGCUUUGCAGCACAUCGUCCUCAUGUCGCUGUGGAAAGACAGCGGACAUCUCAGGUGUAAACUGUCACGUGAAGGCGAGCAGCUGGAUAAUAAUUCGAUCAUGCUGCAGGAGUGAUCUGAGACUUGUUGUCCUCCGUUAAUGAGAAAAUUCUCUUCACUCACAUUUCAAACCCAUACACACUAUUUGGAUUUUAUUUGUUAGAAGCAUCACAUAUUUUACAUACCAUUGUUGAUGUUGCAGGUUUGCUUUUUGCAAUAUUCACCAAAGCUGGUGAUGGAAGCAUGGCUGGGCGGUCAAAGUGGUCAUUUUGUCACCACCUGCUUUGUGAGAUGUUGGUUUUGUGAUGCUCUAGUCAUGCUCUCAGGGCGAAGGCUCUGCUAUUAAAGUGCUGUCUGUGCAACCACACUGUGUAAUGAUGGACUUCUCUCUUUAUGCUGCAUGACAACGAGGCUGACUUAACGACACACCAUCCCUACAGCCACAUCUCAUCGAAGUGAGAAAUCACAGUGUGCAUUUUUUUUCUUUUGUACAAAUAAUAAACUUUAUUUACAAGAUCCUUCA
Molecule: messenger RNA, 5879 nt
Organism: Chelmon rostratus (copperband butterflyfish)
Lineage: Eukaryota; Metazoa; Chordata; Actinopteri; Chaetodontiformes; Chaetodontidae
Product: NACHT, LRR and PYD domains-containing protein 3-like
Exons: 12
Coding region: 1346-5044 (1232 amino acids)
Molecular function (GO): protein binding
Source: RefSeq, a predicted model, not a curated record